GUAGUGGUGCCGUGCCGUUGUCCGUUGGUAAACGGUGAACGUGUGCGCGCACGGUGGUGGAGUGUUGUUUACAUUCGAAUUACGCUGUCAAAACACACGGUUCCGCUGCUGCCCGCUGCUAAGCCGAGUUUUUUUUUGCUGAUACUGUGAUAUCCGGUGGAGAAACCGCGACCCGGGGUCCCGGGCCGUCGGUCCAGUGUUAGUCCGCGAGCAACGAUUUCACCGGUGGCGGCAGGCACGCAUUUCUCUGGUCAUCACUCUACCGGUCAGCAGAUCACACUCAGAAAGCCGGACAGUAUCUCGCACGCUGCUCUUACAUUACCCUUGCUGUCUGUGAUAUCUGGAUGUCCGGGAAAGGUUGGAAACAGGCAACGUGACCACGCUCCGGAGAGCUAUGGCUCCCGCUGAAAAUGGUCAGGGUGUGGAGGGAAACUGCAUUAAGCUGGCCGCGAGCCACGCAGACGAACGGAAGAUACUUUCGCACGAUCUGGAAGCCCAACCACUGGCGGCAGGGCCCGACAUCAACAAUGGUGCGUCGAACAGGUCGGACGAUGGGAGUCAAAGUGUUCCCAAAGUGAUCGGUUGGAAGGAAGGCUAUCAGCAGGUGCUGGCCACCUGUCUCGUAAACCUCAUGGUCGUCCAGGCGGGCAUCAACAUGACGUACUCGGCCAUUCUGCUGCCGCAGCUGUCCGAGCCCGACAGCCCGAUACUGAUCGGUCGGAACGAAGCAUCCUGGAUCGCGUCGGUCGUGACGAUCGCCCUGCCGCUCGGGUCGCUCGUGGUGGGCCAGCUGAUGGACCAGUUCGGGCGCAAGAAGGUAUCGUUGGCUACCUGUGUCCCGUUUACGAUUGGCUGGCUGCUGAUUGCCGGGGCGUCGAACGUGAGCAUGAUCUACAUCGCCCGCAUUAUCCUGGGCAGUUCCGGUGGCCUCACCACGGUGGCCCUCGUGUACGUGAGCGAAAUAUCGCACGUCUCGCUGCGCCCGAUGCUGCUCUGCGCCAACAGUGUGUUCGUCUCGUUUGGCAUCCUUCUUACGUGCGUGCUAGCGGUCUUUUUCGACUGGCGUGCCAUAGCGUACAUCUUCGCCGGUUUCUCGAUCGUCACGUUUCUACUGUUGCUCAUGAUCCCAGAGUCUCCUCACUGGCUGAUGACCUUCACGAAGCAGGAUCCGUCGCGAGCGAGGGACGUCUUGAGCUGGCUGUACCGUGAUAAGCAGCUUGCCGAGGAGCAGUACCGACAGAUCGUCUCCAGCUCGAGCCCUCGCCAUCUGUCUGCCACCAAGAAGGCCAGUGUUCUGGGGGCACUCUCGCCCAAGGUGUUCCUGCAGCCGCGAGUUUACCGACCGAUGACGAUACUGCUGCUGGUGUUUCUGUUCCAGCAACUGUCCGGGGCAUACGUGCUGAUCUUCUACGCCCUGAACGUGUUUCAGGAAAUCAACGGUGCUGGUGUCACCGGAGGGACGGAAGGUCAAACGUUCAACCAAUACACCGCCCUGGUCGUGCUGGGACUGAUACGGUUCGUUAUGUCCAUCGUGACGUCCGGCUGUUCACGAAGGUAUGGCCGUCGGCCACUUCUGUGCAUAUCGGGGCUGGCGAUGGGUCUCUGCAUGGCCACUGCGGCUCUGUACAUCGAUUUCAUGCCGACUGCCAUCGACACCGGAAGCUAUGCGCUGCUCGUCUGUGUGCUGGGCUACGUUUGCUUCAGUGCGCUCGGUUAUCUCGUGCUACCGUGGACAAUGAUUGGCGAGCUUCUACCCACGGAUGUUAAGGGUAAGCUGGGUGGUUUCACCGUGUCCGUCGCGUACGUGCUGAUGUUCGGCGUGGUCAAGGUGUUUCCCUACCUGUUGGAGCUCGUUGCGAUUCGCGGGAUCUUCUAUCUGUACGCCGCCACCAGUUUGGCUGGCGCGGCGUACAUCUACUGGUACGUGCCAGAAACGUUCGGUAAAAGUUUUGUCGAAAUCGAGCGACACUUUGCGACGGGUUCCGAUGGCAACCAGCAACAGCAGCAGCACCGGAAGGCUGGCACUGGCGGAAGCGCUACUUAACUUUUGGGAAUUUUAAGACAAGAGAACUUAGGUUAGGGUAGGUUUGCGAUAUAGUUAGGGAUACGGCAGGACGUGUUAGUUAUACUUUAUCAAUAUCGGAUGCCGCAAAUGCACGGCGGACACAGAAAAGUGAGAAAUAAUUCGAAUUAUCGGGACUAGCGGCGGUCGACGAUCGGUAGAAGUUCACCGUUGAAACAGAGCAACAAGUCUUCCAAAGUAAGAUUUUAAGAAAUCGACAACUUAGUACCUUGUAGUGAAGCCAAACCAACGGAGCCAGACGAAGAGGAAGCACCAAACGAUUCAAACGUUAAUUACAAGGCUAUGUCACAUUAGUGUAAGCGAUCGACGGAGGAUUGGUCAUGCCAGAGAAGCAUUGUUUACUACUGUUUUAUGCAAUGCAAUUAGUUUAAGUAAAAUUUCACCACAAAGACAUUAAA
Molecule: messenger RNA, 2481 nt
Organism: Anopheles bellator
Lineage: Eukaryota; Metazoa; Arthropoda; Insecta; Diptera; Culicidae
Product: facilitated trehalose transporter Tret1-like
Exons: 6
Coding region: 395-2044 (549 amino acids)
Biological process (GO): transmembrane transport
Cellular component (GO): membrane
Molecular function (GO): transmembrane transporter activity
Source: RefSeq, a predicted model, not a curated record